AUGAAGCCUCCAAAGGAAAGAAAAUCCCAAGAACAACUGCCCACAGAACUUAAGAAAACAUUCAGCAGCUCAGAACAUGCUGAGAAAUUUAGAAGAAAGUGGAAGGAGAGAAAAGAUAAAGAGGAGGAAAAGAAAUGGAGGGAGAUGUGGGAUGAAAUAAGAAAAGAGAUGGAGUUAGAACUAAAAGGAAGGGGACGACUAAGUAAAGAGAUGUAUUAUAGAAUGGGAAAAAUAUUAAUAGAUUUUAAAAAGGGAAAGAAAGACAUUCCAAGACAUCGCAGCAGAACAGCAAUAAAAGUUUAUUUGACAUAUAAAGAUAAUGAAGAAUUCGAUGAUGGGAUAAAAAUAAGAGAAAUUAACAAAGAAAAAAAG
Paraglomus brasilianum is the source of this 372-nucleotide messenger RNA. NCBI's taxonomy places the organism in Eukaryota, Fungi, Glomeromycota, Glomeromycetes, Paraglomerales, Paraglomeraceae. The record is from the annotation of a GenBank genome assembly.